AUGGAAAGACAAGCGAAACCCGCACGGCGACGCAAGCGAGGCCAUUCAACAUCAUCGCCCUCGCCUUCGCCCUCACCCUCGGCAUCGCCCUCCGGUGGAUCGGUUGCUCUGGCAUGCCUGAGAUGCAGAUCGAAAAAGAAAAAGGUCGGGAUCUGUCUGGAGAACGAAAUCAUCUUCGCCCGGGGGUGUUUGCUGAUCUCUGUGCAGUGUGACGGCAAUGCACCGACUUGUCGAACGUGCAGGAAGCUCCGUGUCCCGUGUGUGUGGCCGCAGGGAGACCAACGAAAAUUCCCUUCGUCCAAAAGCCACAUCAAGGAACUCUAUGACCGUAUCGAAGCUCUCCAGAAUGCGCUUGCAGCGGCGCAAUCGCUAGUUGCUGCUUCACGGACAGAGACCUCCGACAGUCAAGCGCUGACUGCUCCAACACCCACUGACGCUGUCUCGACGAACACGAAGCCUCCUCCAGAAGCAGAAAGCAGCGGCGCCACCGAGGACAGUCUCAUUUCUCGUCUGUGCGGCCGACAGUGGAAACUCAACAGCGACAGAGGAGGACAGUACCGCUUUUUUGGACCUACAUCUAGUCUACACCUGACCGAGAGCGUGUCUUCGUCCUUGGUGGAUAAUUCCUACAGUGCGCCCUUUGGCGGUGAUGAUCCUAGGCUUCAAGAACUGGUCGACCGGGAGACCCAGGACUACCUUCUCAAUCUUUACUGGAAGUAUCAAGACAACGUCUUACGCGUCUUCCACAAAGGAGCAUUCUUGCACGACCUGGAGAGGAGGCAGACCCGAUACGUGAGCAAGGCCCUUCUCACCUGCAUCUUUGCCAGCGCCGCUCGCAUUUCCGACCGUCCGGCUAUUCGAGCUCUGGCGCUGUCCACGCACGACGACAGUAUGGACGAGAAGCAACCACCUCUCCUUGCCCUCGCUACACAAUAUCUCGAUGAAGAGUUGAUGCAUCCUCAACUCACGACCAUACAGUCACUCUUACUCCUGUCCACGAGCUACUGUGCCCUCAGUUUGGACACUAAAGGAUGGUUGAUAACAGGUAACGCGUGUAGGCUAGCGAUCGACCUAGGACUACACUUUGGCACAAACAAGUUGAGUUCCCCGUCCUUGACGGAUCUGGAUAUCGAAGCUCGCCAGAACACCUUCUGGGCGUGCAUCGUCUUUGAUCGACUCUGGUCGGUAUAUCUUGGUCGGCCUUGUUGUUUUCCAUUGAAGGACUUGGGUGUCCGCGACCCUGCAUACUCUCGAAUGGAGCGAUCGUGGGAGACGGACAUGGCUUACGCGUGGGCUACUCUUUUGGAGAUCCUGGGCCACAUUAGCGAUACAAUAAACGGGGAACGAUGUACGCUAGAAACGCUCUCGGAACUCGACGAGUGGCUUCGAUUCUGGUCCACCCAUCUCCAGCCGUCGAUUCACUAUCAUCGCGAGACGCAACAACCUGCAAUCACCGUCCUUCAAACGACGAUCCUCACGGCAGAGGCGUGGCAUCAGCUGAACUGUCUCAAGACCUGUGUCAAGACGCUGGAAGAGCUCCAAAUCUCCUACCCGGUCGCGCGCAAGGUCCGGCAGACCAUUCAGCUGAUCAUGAGGUUGUGUCGGAUAGGGACCAGCUGUCUGUUCCCUGGUCACGCAACACCGACGGAAGAUUCCUGGCAAGGUCCAAGCGGGGCCCGGCGUGGUUGGGAUGUUAACAUUAACGUCAAUUUCAACGUCAACGUCAACGUCAACGACAAUGGGUCCAUAGGAACCGCUCUAGUCGGGGCGACAGAAUCCCAAAGCGGCCCUCCCCUGAUGGCCGCCGACGACGACGAACAAGCGCAGGUCUUUUCUUCGGGCGACAAUGGCGAGUUCGCCGCAAGCUACAGCCCUUUUGCGUAUGACGAGUACCUUCCGGCGUCGGCUCAGUUUGACAUUUUGUACGGCUUCGGAGCGUCAUUGUUCUCAUAA
This is a messenger RNA of Fonsecaea pedrosoi CBS 271.37, 1953 nucleotides long. RefSeq lists its product as uncharacterized. Gene Ontology annotation, biological process: DNA-templated transcription; regulation of DNA-templated transcription. NCBI's taxonomy places the organism in Eukaryota, Fungi, Ascomycota, Eurotiomycetes, Chaetothyriales, Herpotrichiellaceae. The transcript is spliced from 6 exons. Gene Ontology annotation, molecular function: zinc ion binding; DNA-binding transcription factor activity, RNA polymerase II-specific; DNA binding. The coding region runs from base 1 to 1953 and encodes 650 amino acids. The record is from RefSeq and is a predicted model, not a curated record.